This is a messenger RNA of Staurois parvus, 372 nucleotides long. The record is from the annotation of a GenBank genome assembly. NCBI's taxonomy places the organism in Eukaryota, Metazoa, Chordata, Amphibia, Anura, Ranidae.
CCCGUCAGUGCUGCCUUUCAGUGCCCAUCAUUGCUGCCAAUCAGUGACCAUCAGUGCCGCAUAUCAGUGCCCAUCAGAGUUGCCUUUCCAGUGCCCAUUAGCGAUGCCUAUCAGUGCCACCUAUCAGUGUCCAUCACUCCGCCUAUCAGUACCCAUCAUCAGUGCUGCCUAUCAGUGCCAUAUAUCAAUGCCACCUAUCAGUGCUGUCUAUCAGUGUCACCUAUCAGUGCCGCCUAUCCGUGCCACCUCAUUAGUGCUGCCUAUCAGUGCCCAUCAGUGCUGCCUAUCAGUGCCCUUCAGCACCGUCUAUUAGUGCCCAUCAGUGCUGCCUCAUCAAUGCACAUCAGUGAAGGAGAAAAAUUACCUGUUUGA